AUGCAGGCAGCGGCGGCCGCGUCCUUCUGGCUGCUCUGCGUCUUAGGGACCUGCCCCCUGGCGCGCUGCGGUCCGGCAGGAGACGCCUCACUGAGAGAGCUGGAGAGGAGGGACGAAAACCGCUUCCUGGAGCGCCAGAGCAUCGUGCCACUGCGCCUCAUCUACCGCUUGGGCGGCGAGGACGAAACUUGGCACGACCGCCUCAACACACGGGUGCGGGGCCACCCUGGCGGCAGACAGUUGACUCAUGUGGACAAGGCAAGCUUCCAGGUGGAUGCCUUUGGAACAUCGUUCAUUCUUGAUGUCCGGCUAAACCAUGAGUUGCUGUCCUCUGGUUAUGUCGAGAGACACAUUGAACGUGGAGGCAAAGUCGUGGAAAACAAAGGGGGAGAACAUUGUUACUACCAGGGCCAGAUCCGAGGAAACCCUGGCUCAUUUGUUGCCCUGUCAACGUGCCACGGACUCCAUGGGAUGUUCUUUGAUGGGAACCACGCGUAUCUCAUCGAACCGGAAGAAAACGAGACCGCCCACGAGGACUCUCAGUUUCACUUGGUUUACAAAUCCAGACUGUUUGAGUUUCCCGUGGAUGACCUCCCAACUGAAUUUCAACAAGUAAAUAUUACUCCACCAAAAUUUAUUUUGAAGCCAAGACUAAAGCGGAGUAAGCGACAGCUUCUUCGAUUUCCCCGUAAUGUAGAGGAGGAAACCAAAUACAUCGAACUGAUGAUCGUGAAUGAUCAUAUCAUGUUCAAAAAGCAUCGGCUUUCUGUUGUACACACAAAUACCUACGCAAAGUCUGUGGUGAACAUGGCAGAUAUGAUCUAUAAAGACCAACUUAAGACUAGGAUAGUAUUGGUUGCCAUGGAAACCUGGGCUGCUGACAACAAGUUUGCCAUCUCUGAGAACCCGCUGGUCACCCUGCGCGAGUUUAUGAAGUACAGGAGGGAUUUUAUCAAAGAGAAGAGUGACGCCGUUCAUCUUUUCUCGGGAAGUCAAUUUGAGAGUAGCCGGAGCGGCGCAGCCUAUAUUGGUGGGAUUUGCUCGCUGCUGAGAGGAGGCGGUGUGAAUGAAUUUGGAAAAACCGAUUUGAUGGCGGUCACACUUGCUCAGUCGUUAGCACACAAUAUCGGUAUCAUCUCAGACAAGAGAAAAUUAGCAAGUGGUGAGUGUAAAUGUGAGGACACAUGGUCUGGAUGUGUAAUGGGAGACACCGGCUACUAUCUCCCUAAGAAGUUCUCUCCGUGCAGCAUUGAGGAGUAUCACGACUUCCUGAAUAGUGGUGGCGGCGCCUGCCUCUUCAACAAGCCUUCUAAGCUUCUCGAGCCUCCCGAGUGUGGAAAUGGCUUCAUUGAAACCGGGGAGGAGUGUGACUGUGGCACCGCUGCGGAAUGCGCCCUUGAAGGGGCAGAGUGCUGUAAGAAGUGCACCUUGACCCAGGAUUCUCAAUGCAGUGAUGGUCUCUGUUGUAAAAAAUGCAAGUUUCAGCCUUUGGGGACUGUGUGCCGAGAAGCAGUCAAUGAUUGUGAUAUUCGUGAAAUAUGUUCAGGAAAUUCAAGCCAGUGCGCCCCCAAUGUACAUAAAAUGGAUGGGUAUCCCUGUGACGGUACUCAGGGAAUUUGCUUUGGAGGAAGGUGUAAAACCAGAGACAGACAGUGCAAGUACAUCUGGGGGCAAAAGGUAACGGCAUCAGACACGUACUGUUACGAGAAGCUGAACACCGAGGGGACCGAGAAGGGUAACUGUGGAAGAGACAAGGACACCUGGAUACAGUGCAGCAAACGGGAUGUACUUUGUGGUUACCUUUUAUGCACCAAUAUUGGCAAUAUCCCAAGGCUUGGAGAACUCGAUGGUGAAAUCACAUCUACAUUAGUUGUGCAGCAAGGAAGAACAUUAAACUGCAGUGGCGGGCAUGUUAAACUUGAAGAAGAUGUCGACCUUGGCUACGUGGAGGACGGGACGCCCUGCGGCCCUCAGAUGAUGUGCCUGGAACAUAGGUGUCUUUCUGUGGCCUCCUUCAACUUCAGCACUUGCUUGAGCAGUAAACCAGGCACCAUUUGCUCAGGGAACGGGGUCUGUAGCAAUGAGCUCAAGUGCGUGUGCAACAGGCACUGGACAGGUGCCGACUGCAGCACCCACUUUCCUCACAAUGAUGAUGCAAAGACUGGCAUCACCCUGUCUGGCAACGGUGUUGCUGGCACUAAUAUCAUAAUAGGAAUAAUUGCUGGCACCAUUUUAGUGCUGGCCCUCAUAUUAGGAAUAACUGCCUGGGGUUAUAAAAACUAUCGAGAACAGAGACAGUUACCGCAGGGAGAUUAUGUAAAAAAGCCCGGAGAUGGCGACUCUUUUUAUAGCGACAUCCCUCCCGGAGUCAGCACAAACUCAGCAUCUAGUUCUAAGAAGAGGUCUGCCUUUCUGUCGCGUUUUCAGAUUUCCACCCGUUCCAUCACACAUUAUUCCAUUAGUCAGAACAUUUCAUUAUUUUGCAGCAGGUCGAACGGGCUCUCUCAUUCUUGGAGUGAGAGGAUUCCAGACACAAAACAUAUUUCAGACAUCUGUGAAAAUGGCAGACCUCGAAGUAACUCCUGGCAAGGUAACCUGGGAGGCAACAAAAAGAAAAUCAGAGGCAAAAGAUUUAGACCUCGAUCUAAUUCAACUGAGUAUUUAAACCCAUGGUUCAAAAGAGACUAUAAUGUAGCUAAGUGGGUAGAAGAUGUGAAUAAAAACACUGAAGGACCCUACUUUAGGACCCUGUCUCCUGCCAAGUCUCCUUCUUCAUCCACUGGGUCUAUUGCCUCCAGCAGAAAAUACCCGUACCCGAUGCCUCCGCUUCCUGAUGAGGAGAAGACAGUGAACCGACAGAGUGCCAGGCUAUGGGAGACGUCCAUUUGA
Arvicola amphibius (Eurasian water vole) is the source of this 2889-nucleotide messenger RNA. It is a transcript of the gene Adam22, whose product is annotated as ADAM metallopeptidase domain 22. Bases 1 to 2889 code for a protein of 962 amino acids. The transcript is spliced from 32 exons. Gene Ontology annotation, molecular function: metalloendopeptidase activity. Gene Ontology annotation, biological process: proteolysis. The record is from RefSeq and is a predicted model, not a curated record. Lineage: Eukaryota; Metazoa; Chordata; Mammalia; Rodentia; Cricetidae. Gene Ontology annotation, cellular component: postsynaptic density membrane.